Molecule: messenger RNA, 5022 nt
Organism: Myxocyprinus asiaticus (Chinese sucker)
Lineage: Eukaryota; Metazoa; Chordata; Actinopteri; Cypriniformes; Catostomidae
Gene: usp12b
Product: ubiquitin specific peptidase 12b
Exons: 9
Coding region: 145-1296 (383 amino acids)
Biological process (GO): protein deubiquitination
Cellular component (GO): cytosol; nucleus
Molecular function (GO): cysteine-type endopeptidase activity; cysteine-type deubiquitinase activity
Source: RefSeq, a predicted model, not a curated record
CUGCGCAGCUGCUGAACUGAGCGAGGCGACACUCCCUCCCUUAUUCCGAUACGAGCUGGACCGACUCAAGUAUUCACCGGAACUUCAGCCUGUGCGGCUGUCACAGUUUUAAAUAGGGGUUCGGUCCAAUAUGGCGGCAGACGGAUGGAAAUACUGAUGACAGUCCGAAAGAUCGCCUCGAUUUGUACGAUGGGCGCCAAUGCCUCUGCUUUGGAAAAGGAGAUUGGACCGGAACAGUUCCCUGUUAAUGAACACUACUUUGGGCUGGUCAAUUUUGGCAACACCUGCUACUGCAACUCAGUGUUGCAGGCACUGUACUUCUGCCGGCCCUUCCGCGAGAAAGUACUGGCCUAUAAGAUCCAGCCACGACGUAAAGAGAGCCUGCUUACCUGCCUGGCUGACCUGUUCAACAGCAUUGCGACCCAGAAGAAGAAAGUGGGAGUCAUUCCACCAAAGAAGUUCAUCUCCCGGCUGAGGAAGGAAAAUGAGUUGUUUGACAACUACAUGCAGCAGGAUGCACACGAAUUCCUCAACUACUUGCUCAACACCAUUGCAGACCUGCUACAGGAGGAGAAGGGCCAAGAGAGACAGCAGAAUGGAAAGGUUGUGCAGAACGGUGGGGGUGGAGGAGGCGGCGGCGGAAGCGGCAGCAGCACAGGAGAGGGUGAAAUGGAGGAAAAGACCCAACAGACAUGGGUGCAUGAGAUCUUCCAAGGCACGCUGACCAAUGAGACACGGUGCCUCAACUGUGAAGCGGUGAGCAGUAAAGAUGAGGACUUCCUGGACCUCUCAGUAGAUGUGGAGCAGAAUACCUCCAUCACACACUGUCUUAGGGGUUUCAGCAACACAGAGACCUUAUGUAGCGAAUACAAGUACUACUGUGAGCAAUGCAGAAGUAAACAGGAAGCUCAGAAAAGGAUGCGGGUGAAGAAAUUACCCAUGAUCCUUGCCCUGCACCUAAAGCGCUUUAAGUAUAUGGACCAGCUGCAUCGCUACACCAAGCUCUCCUACCGCGUGGUCUUCCCUCUGGAGCUGAGGCUCUUCAACACCUCUGGGGAUGCCACUAACCCUGACCGAUUGUACGACCUAGUAGCAGUAGUGGUGCACUGUGGGAGUGGUCCAAAUCGAGGUCAUUAUAUCACUAUAGUGAAGAGUCAUGGCUUCUGGCUUCUGUUUGAUGAUGACAUUGUAGAGAAAAUAGAUGCCCAAGCAAUUGAGGAAUUCUAUGGUCUGACAUCGGACAUCUCCAAAAACUCUGAGUCAGGGUACAUACUCUUUUACCAGUCUAGAGACUGAGCCAAUGGGAGUGACUGACAGAAUGAGAAAGUGUGAUUUGUGAGAGACAGGAUCAGGCAGAUAGGGAGGCUUGGGCUUUGUUGACACGGCCCUACACUAUCCCUCUCAGUCAAGUCCCUUUUCAUCCAGGCUUGUCAGUGGAGCUUUGCACCAGAGCAUCAAUCAGGCCCCAGACAGGAGCAGUUGAUGCCAGUGUGACCUGGACACAGCACAGUAAUCACCAGGUGGAAGCAAUCGCCUUCUGAUUAGCCGUUGUCUCACUCGCCUGCUUUGUGUUGCUCAGCACACACAAACGCACAUAUACUCACAGUUGUGAAAUGAGCUACAUGUAUGUCUUGAAGGCCUGAGAAUGGACACUGUACAAACUUUUUCCCCGCAACACUGUAAAAAGGUUAAUUUUGAUUGAGGUAGCUUGAUGAUUGGGUUCACUAUUCAGUAUCACAUUCAUCGUGUGUUUCAUGAUCUGUAUUUUGGCACAAUAUAAUGGCCGAUCAAGAAAGCUGCAGAACGGUUCUUCACCCUACAAAAAAAAAAAAACUCUCCACAGAUGUUCAUCUGCAAUGUCAAACAUGGCACGCUAUUUAACAGCCAGGCAAUCAGUUAGUUAUAAAUGUGUUCCAAUAACCAAUAACUCAUGUUGCUGUUGUAACUGAGCAAUGUAGAGCUGCUCAACCUGAUAGGGUUUUAAGCACACACUUUUAAGCACACACUGGAAGGAAGCAUUUGUUUGUCAAGAAGUUCACAAGUGGUGUUACGCAGGGCUUUUGAAAACCUCACUAUGGACUAAUGAGUGCUCUGUGGGGACUAGAACAGUGAGUGUGUGUAAAGGAUGUUUCUUGGCUUAAGAAUGCUCUUUCAGUAUUCAUUGAAUGUAAAACAUUCUGCCAGUUAUGGUACACUGCAAGUGAGUGUAAAGCUUGGAUUUGAUUGUGUCAUACAGUGCGCACACUCAAUGGUGCACUAACUGUUCAGUGUAACAGAUGGAAAUAGAAAUUAGGGCUUUAUGUUAUUCUGAAUCUAAGUUGGAGCCCAUUGAUGGCUAUUAUAUUGAAACCAAAAGCUGCAAACACUUCCAGUCAUAUUUUACUAAGACUGUGGCACUGCUGUGAUAUUAAGAUUAAUGCUGACUCAUUCAGUUUUCCCCUUCUAACAAUAGAAAUGUUGGAUAAAUCAAACAUACUUGUUUCGACUAGGGCUCCAUUAGACACUCCAUUACAGAGACUUAUUCUAUGAUUUAUUAGGCAGAUUGAAUUAGCUGCAUCUAUUCCGUGUCAUGUUAAUAACUCUUCCCUAGAUCUCUAUUGUGUUCUCCUCUGCCCUCUUAAUAACAUUUUAACUGAACAUAGCCAUAGAUGGUAAGUGAAGCACAACGGUAUGCUGAAAUGCAGUUUAGGUCUGUUUGUAAAUGUCAGGUUUAAGCUGUGAUUUGCUUGAUCUUGUUAAAGAGACUAAUGCGUUGCUCAUUUGUGGGUCCAAUAGUGCAUACGUAGGAUGAGCCACUUCUCACAAUUGGCUCACAGCUAGUAAAUAUUUACAAGCAAACUAGGCCACCUGUGAUUUGUAUAUUUUUGAGGAAAAAAUACACCAAGCAAAAUUUGGUAAUGUUUAAGAACAGGCAAAAUACAUACUACCGAGCUAGCACAAGUUUCAGUUUUUGCUGAUAUUUUCAAACUCACAAAAUUGUUUUCCAAGCCCAAUUGUAUCCCUUCCUAAUAGUUCUGACUAAAAUGUAUGGUUAGAGAAUGAAAAUUGUAGCUUAGUUUGGGGGUUUGCUAUGUGAACUACACUGGCUUUAUUUGAUUGAUUGACAAGAAUGCGCUUUAAUCUGUGAGGGGUCGUAACUGACAGUGCUGCUGAUUAUUAUCCAUACAUUUUGUAAAGUCUACUUGGUAUCAGUGCAUGCAUGGUAUAACAACUCUUGAAAUGGUUAUAAAGCAUGUAUAAAGAUCUUAUAACAAGACAUAAGUGUCUUCAAAGAGGUAAGCUUUUUGCUGGUCAGUGAACCUACUGGUAUCACCUGACUUAAAGGGAUAGUUCACCCAAAAAUGAAAAUUCUCUCAUUAUUUACUCACCCUCAUAAUAUCUCAGGUGUGUAUGACUUGUUCUUCACCAGAAGACAUUUGAAGAAAAAUAAACAUUUCUCAGCUCAGUAGAUCCUUAAAAUGCAAGUGGAUGGAGAUUUCUCUUUUGAAGGUCCAAAAAUCACAGACAGUCAGCAAAAACUUCAUCGAUACGACUCCAGCUGUUAAAUUAAUGUCUUCUAAAGCGACACAAACGCUUUUGGUGCGAAAGAUAAAUAUUGAAGUACUUUUUUUUUUUCUUUUUUUUUUUUUACUCUAAAUCAUGCCUCCGGGCAGCAGUAUGCGCGUGUGACGUAAUUACAUUGGCAUUUGAAACAUGCAAGACCUGAUGCACGUGACACACAACCGGAAGAGCAGCGCUGUUUACAAGUGAGAAGGAACACUGUACAGUACCUAGGUUGGUUUUGGUUUAGAUCUGUAUUUCUGUUUCUUUACUCACAGUGGUGCGUUUGUGUGCUUAUCCUGGAUGUCUCAACCGAGUGGGGAAUGUGAGAUUACAUCUGUUUCCAUGGUAACGCGAAUACAUCACACGAGAGGACGCUUUGACUCCAGCCUCUCCUGAAGCAUUGGAUUAUAGUUAAAAAGUACUUAAAUAUUUAUAUUUUUUCACACCAAAAGCAAUCGUGAUGCUUUAGAAGACAUUAAUUUAACCGCUUCAGUUGUAACAAUGAUGUUUAUUCUGACUGUAGGUGAUUUUUUGGAGCUUUACAAGAGAAAUCUCCAUUCACUUGCAUUUUAAGGACCUACUGAGCUAAGAUAUUUUUCUAUUUUUCUUCAAAUGUGUUCUGGUGAAGAAAGUCAUACACACCUGGGAUAUGAGGGUGAGUAAAUAAUGAUAAUUUUCAUUUUUGGCUGAACUGAAGUAGACCCAAAUAUGUGUCAAACUGACAUUUGUCAUGUAAAUUACUCAUUUACACAUGCUAUGGAGGAGUGUUUGUAGAUGUGUCUUUACAUUUGAAUAAGGCUUCUCCAUGCAAACUUAACUGGAUAUUUUCUUUUUUUAAAUUGGCUUGUGAUCUAGUAGUUGUGGGAGCAGAAACAUUUAUUUGGGCUCUUUUAUUUCUUUAUUUUAUUUAUGUGUAAUUAUAUAUGUUAAAUAUUACUUUUCUUUGAUAUUCUAAUGUUUUACAUUUUACACUUGAUUUGGACGUGGACCAGGGCUGUUGUAUGUUAUGUGGGGAGAUUGUUGUAGCAGAACUGUAUGGGUGAUCGUGUUUGCUUGGAAUGAUCUGAUUAAUGCCAUAAGAUUGGGGGGAAAAAAAAGAAAAAACACACACGCAUCAUGUUGUUUAUAGUCAUAGAAACAUUUAUGCACUGAUUGCAGUAACAAUAACCAGAGUGCUAGCUAGUUUUGGCGUUACCAGUCAGACAGAAACAAAAUUUAGAUGAAUACAAUCAAAUGCCAUGUCAUGCUGACAUUCAGGUAGAAUUUGGAGUGGCAUUAGUUUUAUGUUUCAUUCCCAGCCCUUCCCUUAACAUUGUGUAAUAAUGUUUAUUCCAUACUGGUUUCGAAAAAAAGUGCACUUUUGAUAAAGCAAUGUACAAAUUGUAAACCAGGUGAAUGUUCUGGUUUUGGAGUGGACAGUGUGGAUGAAAGAUGGGACUGGAUCACCCUGUCCCUAAUAAAAACAAACAUAAACACACA